AUGGCCUUCCGAAUCGUCUUUGCAGCAUUCCUUGCUGCCGUCGAAGCAGCACGGUACGGAGACAAUCGCGAUGCCGUACGACUUGAUCCUCCUCAAGUUGAAGCCAGCUUCCCGGCGCCAAAUAUGACACUUCUUUCUCCUGCGUUUCUACAGACGAACUCCGUCCCAGCGGGCUUUUCCAACGGUACCGAGGGUCCGACGCCUCAAGCAGUGUUGGAGCAGUAUGUUCAAGAUCUGGCGGGCAGAAAUCCUUGGAUGCAUUACAUGCCCGCGGACUAUACUUCGGAGGAAGGCCGAAUGUUCCCAUACGUCUACCUCUCGACUCAAUCCGGCAAUGCGACCAGCGCCAGCUACAGCCAGAAAGUAAGAAUAUGGAUUCAAGGCGGAGUCCACGGCAAUGAGCCAGCGGGUGAUCAAGCAGUGCUCGCACUCCUCGGCAAGAUGGACGCCAAUCAGACCUGGACCGCAUCUGUUCUCGACAAGGCAGACAUCAUGGUCCUCCCUCGUUACAAUCCCGAUGGGGUUCAUUACUUCCAACGAGUCCUCGCCUCCGGCUUCGACCCGAAUCGAGACCACAUCAAACUCGCCAGGCAACAAACAAGGGACAUUAAGCAGACAUUCUCAGCCUUUGCUCCGCACGUAGCUGUCGAUAUGCAUGAAUUCAAAGCAUCGGCUCGAUACGGCGGUCUCUACAACCCAGGCGUAGACGCCAUGAUCGCCGCCGCGAAGAACCUCAACAUCGAAUCCAGCAUCCGCGAGAUGUCGGAAAAGCUAUUCGUGCCGGCGAUUGGAGCCACUCUCGAGUCUAGAGGUCUUCGCUGGGGACCGUACGCUACUGCCAAAGAAAGUUUCAAUACUAGCUCGAGGAUCGUCUACGAAGAAGCAGAUUCAUUUCCUAGGAUCGGCCGCAACGCCAUGGGCCUGUCCCAGUGCAUCGCGUACUUAUUCGAAUGUCGUGGGCUCGGCAUCGCCAACCAAGAGUUCGCCCGCCGAACAUACACCGGCUUGAGCUUGCUCGAGGGCACCAUCCAAACCGCAGUCGAUAACGCAGACAACGUGAUACGAACAGUCGAGUCCGGCAUCCAAACCUUCAUUAACAGCAAUGACCCCAUCGUAGUUAUGGACACUACGAAAAAGUCCCAGCGAAACUUCACCAUGGUCGAAUACGAAUCCGGCAAAAUCGUCCAAGUCGAAACGGAUUUCUACUCCACCACCCCGACGACCACGAACCGCACCGCCACUCGUCCAGAAGCAUACAUCAUCCCCCGCGCGUGGGCCGAUCUCGUCACUCGACUUCGAAUCUCCGGUGUGGAAGUCGAGACUUUACCCGACACCUUCAGCGGGACGGCAGAGGCAUACAACAUCACCGCCUCAGUACUCGGGAGGUCGUACUUUGAAGGUGUGGUGAGAGCAUAUGUCACCGCGGAGCCGAAGAACGUUACGAUCGAGUUGCCGGCUGGGAGUUUCAGGGUUAGUACGAGGCAGAAGAAUGCGGCACUGGCGAUGGUGGCGCUGGAGCCGGAGGGGCCGGAUAGUUAUGUUACAUUUGGGAUUGUACCGGUGGAGGUGGGGGAUGAGUAUCCAAUUUAUCGCUCGUUCUCUUGA
Zymoseptoria tritici IPO323 is the source of this 1605-nucleotide messenger RNA. RefSeq lists its product as uncharacterized. The coding region runs from base 1 to 1605 and encodes 534 amino acids. The record is from RefSeq and is a predicted model, not a curated record. Gene Ontology annotation, molecular function: metallocarboxypeptidase activity; zinc ion binding. NCBI's taxonomy places the organism in Eukaryota, Fungi, Ascomycota, Dothideomycetes, Mycosphaerellales, Mycosphaerellaceae. Gene Ontology annotation, biological process: proteolysis. The transcript has a single exon.